Capsicum annuum is the source of this 722-nucleotide messenger RNA. Its product is annotated as monofunctional riboflavin biosynthesis protein RIBA 3, chloroplastic-like. The transcript has 2 exons. The coding region runs from base 142 to 717 and encodes 191 amino acids. Gene Ontology annotation, molecular function: 3,4-dihydroxy-2-butanone-4-phosphate synthase activity. Gene Ontology annotation, cellular component: cytosol. NCBI's taxonomy places the organism in Eukaryota, Viridiplantae, Streptophyta, Magnoliopsida, Solanales, Solanaceae. Gene Ontology annotation, biological process: riboflavin biosynthetic process. The record is from RefSeq and is a predicted model, not a curated record.
UUUAGCUUCCUCUCAUUGGAUAAGACGAAAGAAAAACUAGAGGUGCUCUAUUUUUUCACUGAAAUGGCGCCACUAGCAAAUUCCAAAUCCAAUUACAUUUAACUUUCCAACAUUUUCUGCUAACUUCUUUUGUUCCCAUUAAUGGAUUGUGUUGUGUUUAUGCACCCAUCAGUUCCAAGAAUCUUCAUCAGUUCAUCAUGUACUGUUCAUCAAAAAUCUUUAGGAAAUUAUUCUCAGAUUAAUAUGUUAGUUGGACACUAUAGAAAAGGACCAUCUCCCAAUUUGAAUACUACUUCAACAUGCUGGGCUGCUGGAGAUUCUCAAUAUGAGAGCAAUGAGAAUGGUUCUGUUCCAUUUGAAACAUUAUUGAGUGCUGAAAUAACACAUGAAACUAUUGAUUUCUUUGUGAGUGAAGCAGAGGGUGAUCCUGAUUGUCCUUCCAAAGGCUAUUCUUCUAUUGAAGAGGCACUUGCUGCAUUGAGGGAAGGAAAGUUUGUUAUUGUUGUAGAUGAUGAAAGUGGGGAAGUGGAAGGAAACCUUGUCAUGGCAGCAUCCUUUGCUAGUGCUGAGGCAAUUGCUUUUAUGGUGAGACAUGGUUCAGGCAUUAUUUCUGUGGGCAUGAAAGAAGAGGAUCUUGAGAGGCUUAACCUUCCUUUGAUGUCACCUGAAAAAGAUGACUAUUCUGCUCCAUCCUUCACAAUCACAGUGGUAAUAUGAAUCUU